This is a messenger RNA of Sorex fumeus (smoky shrew), 1004 nucleotides long. It is a transcript of the gene ERGIC1, whose product is annotated as endoplasmic reticulum-golgi intermediate compartment 1. NCBI's taxonomy places the organism in Eukaryota, Metazoa, Chordata, Mammalia, Eulipotyphla, Soricidae. The transcript is spliced from 10 exons. Gene Ontology annotation, cellular component: COPII-coated ER to Golgi transport vesicle; endoplasmic reticulum membrane; endoplasmic reticulum. Bases 94 to 966 code for a protein of 290 amino acids. Gene Ontology annotation, biological process: retrograde vesicle-mediated transport, Golgi to endoplasmic reticulum; endoplasmic reticulum to Golgi vesicle-mediated transport. The record is from RefSeq and is a predicted model, not a curated record.
GGGGCGCGGGCGCGGGAGGCGGGGGCCUGGGGCUGGGACCCACGCGGCGUGCGGCCCGCCCGGCCUGCAGCGCUCGCACCCCGCGGCGGCACCAUGCCCUUUGACUUCAGGAGGUUUGACAUCUAUAGGAAAGUGCCCAAGGACCUCACCCAGCCAACGUACAGCGGGGCCAUCAUUUCCGUCUGCUGCUGCCUCUUCAUCCUCUUCCUCUUCCUCUCGGAGCUCACCGGCUUCAUAACGACAGAAGUUGUCAACGAGCUGUACGUCGAUGACCCAGACAAGGACAGCGGGGGCAAGAUCGACGUCACCCUCAAUGUCAGCCUGCCCAACCUGCACUGUGAAUUGGUGGGGCUGGACAUCCAGGAUGAGAUGGGCCGGCACGAGGUGGGCCACAUUGACAACUCCAUGAAGAUCCCGCUCAACAGUGGGGCCGGUUGCCGCUUCGAGGGCCAGUUCAGCAUCAACAAGGUCCCCGGCAACUUCCACGUGUCCACGCACAGUGCCACGGCCCAGCCCCAGAACCCGGACAUGACCCACGUCAUCCACAAGCUCUCCUUUGGGGACACGCUGCAGGUCCAGAAUGUCCACGGGGCCUUCAAUGCCCUUGGGGGAGCGGACCGCCUCGCCUCCAACCCCCUCGCCUCCCACGACUACAUCCUGAAGAUCGUGCCCACCGUGUACGAGGACAUGAGCGGCCGCCAGCGCUUCUCCUACCAGUACACUGUGGCCAAUAAGGAGUACGUCGCCUACAGCCACACGGGCCGCAUCAUCCCGGCCAUCUGGUUCCGCUACGACCUCAGCCCCAUCACGGUCAAGUACACGGAGAGACGGCAGCCGCUGUACCGGUUCAUCACCACGAUCUGUGCUAUCAUCGGCGGGACCUUCACGGUGGCCGGCAUCCUGGACUCCUGCAUCUUCACCGCCUCCGAGGCCUGGAAGAAGAUCCAGCUGGGCAAGAUGCACUGAGCCGGGGCCGGCCUCCCGCGGGCGUGGGGAGCGCGGCU